AUGCCUCCAAAAAAACCUGACGAGCGAGUCCUCCUCGACAAAUACGAUUAUUUGUCAGAACGCUUGACUGCCCUGAUUGCCAAUGCCGAAAGCAAACUCUCUAACGAAUGCCUUCCUGAUGUUGCAAGAGUUCUCUCUACUACGAUUCUCGGAAUGAUCGAUCAACUUGACGAUACUUACAUGGAAUGGCUUGCUGCAUCGACCUCCCAAUCGGAUGAAACAGUUACCGAAAUGAAAAAAUCUCAUAAUAAGUUGGCCAUGAAAUGUGACGUCGUCUUGAUUUCUUUGAACGUUACUGCCCUUGACAAUGCAAAUGUGAAACCGCAAAAAGACGUGCAAAAAGACAGACUGCCCAAAGUAGAAUUCAGGCCCUUCAACAAAACCCAACCAAAGCUUUGGUUUGAUCAAUUGGAAAUUAUUUUCACCUCGUCAUCUAUCAAUUCGCCGGAACAAAAAUUUGCCGCCCUUCUCAGGCUUUUGGAUGAUACGACCGCCUCACUCCUCAGUACGAUCACGAGAACCAAGGCACCUACUGCAUAUGAUGAUGCAAAAUCUCUCCUCUUAAAGGAAUUCCAAUUAUCAAAAUACGACAGGGUAAAAGCAUAUCUUGAAUCUACCCCCGGCCCGGACGAAAAGCUGACGAUUUUCCAUUCUCGUGUUGAAUCUUUAACGGAUGGUCUUUCUUUCGACGAUAUCGAAAAGUUUUGUCUUCUCCGCCAUGCGCCCGCUGCAGUACGUCUUCAACUAUCGGGUGCAAACUUUGACAAAACGCCAUUGAUCGAUCUCUUGGUCGAGGCUGAUUCUCUUUCACAACGGGCAAAUCUGGAUGCUAACGUUAUCGCUGCUGUUCAAGGAAAACCAAAGAUUUCAAACGUUUGUAAUUUUCAUAGAAAGUUUGGCAAAGAGGCCCGCACAUGCACGGGCAAAACACGUUGUAAGCAAUGGCAGCAAGGUCUUCGAAUCGCCGGAAUGUCCAUCGAGGAUAAGGGAAACGAAAAUGGCACGCCUUCGCGAGGGUAGACGGCUGCCAUUCAUCCGGACCCUCAAAACCUCAAACAACUAAUUCUUUGUCACCUCCUUUUGUCGCCGGUAAAUUCCUCAUCGAUUCCGGAUCGCCUCUUACUAUAAUACCAGCAUCCUUGGAAGACAAGCUGCAUCCAUCCAUCGACACGGGCUUGCAAGAUGCCAGCGGUGGUAAAAUCCUUUCUUUCGGAAAAUGUUUUGUAAAUAUUCCAAUCGACGGCAACUUGAUUCCUUUUGAGGCAACGCGAUGCGACGUUAUACGUCCAAUUCUAGGCCGUGAUUUUUUCGAAGGUCCUGGAAGAAAUUGGUUAUUGGAUGUUGGAUCGGCAAAGCUUAUAAAAAAACCUGAAUCUCCUUACCUUGGCAUUCCGAUAUCAUUUAACUCGAAAGCUAUCUGUUCGCUGGUUAAGCCGACGUUUAAUCCAGCCGCCGUUCCGUUCCGCCCUUCUUCAGACAUUUCUUCAUGGAAAAUCCAAGCUCAACAGCUCGUGGACAACUUCGUGAAAGUCAUCGGCAAAGACGACGGCUCCUCCCCCUGCCUUUUCGCGCCGAUCCGCAUUGACACCGGCGACAAAGCACCUAUUUUCUCCAAAUUUCGUCCACUCACCGGUGAAAAGGCUAACUUCGUUAAAGACAAAUUGCAAGAACUUGUCAACGCUGGUAUCAUCGAAGAG
Molecule: messenger RNA, 1697 nt
Organism: Paramuricea clavata
Lineage: Eukaryota; Metazoa; Cnidaria; Anthozoa; Malacalcyonacea; Plexauridae
Source: the annotation of a GenBank genome assembly